Plectropomus leopardus (leopard coralgrouper) is the source of this 1289-nucleotide messenger RNA. It is a transcript of the gene drd4a, whose product is annotated as dopamine receptor D4a. Gene Ontology annotation, cellular component: plasma membrane. NCBI's taxonomy places the organism in Eukaryota, Metazoa, Chordata, Actinopteri, Perciformes, Serranidae. Gene Ontology annotation, biological process: negative regulation of synaptic transmission, glutamatergic; phospholipase C-activating dopamine receptor signaling pathway; regulation of potassium ion transport. The record is from RefSeq and is a predicted model, not a curated record. Gene Ontology annotation, molecular function: dopamine neurotransmitter receptor activity, coupled via Gi/Go; G protein-coupled receptor activity.
AUGGCGGCCAACGUGAGCGCGGCGGCGGAGGGGGAGGAAGCGGCGGUGCGGGGACACAACCUGCCGGCCCUGUUGUUCGGGGUGCUGCUGAUCGUGGUGAUCAUCUGCGGGAACCUGCUGGUGUGUCUGAGCGUGUUCACCGAGAAGGCGCUGAAGACCACCACCAACUAUUUCAUCGUCAGUCUCGCGGUGGCGGAUCUGAUGCUUGCGGUGCUCGUGCUGCCGCUUUUCGUUUAUUCCGAGUUCCAGGACGGUGUGUGGACCCUCAGCACCACUGUCUGUGACGGCCUGAUGACCAUGGAUGUGAUGCUGUGCACCGCCUCCAUCUUCAACCUUUGCGCCAUCAGCGUCGACAGGUUCAUCGCAGUGUUAAUCCCUCUCAACUACAACAGGAAGCAUGUGGACCUGCGGCAGGCGGUGCUACUAUCAGCCACCUGGAUCAUGGCCUUGGCGGUGGCCUCACCCAUCAUAUUCGGCAUCAACAAUGUGGCAGGCCGUGACCCCACCGAGUGUAAACUAGAAAACGACGACUACGUCUUGUACUCAUCCGUGUGCUCCUUCUUCAUUCCAUGUCCCAUCAUGCUGCUGCUGUACUGCGGCAUGUUCCGGGGCCUGCGGCGCUGGGAGGAGGCACGUAAAGCCAAGUUGAAGAACAGCAUUCAGGCCUGCCGCAAACUUCAAGAGGCUGCCGCCUCUCUGCCACCGCUGGCCUCACUGCCGCCACCGCUGCCACCCAUCAUAGAGAGGGAAUUGACAGAUAAUCCAGAUGAGCCGUCCACCUUCCCGUCCACAGACAAACCCUUCCCUUCAUCAGAGUGCAAAGACAGUCCCCUGCCGACCAUCAGCUUUGCAGAGAUCAAGUUCAACCCUGACCCUCAUAGGAGGAAGAGGGCCAAGAUCAACAGCCGGGAGAGGAAGGCCAUGAAGGUGCUUCCUGUCGUUGUGGGUGCCUUCCUGUUCUGCUGGACUCCCUUCUUUGUCCUCCACACGAUGCGAGCUCGCUGUCAGGACUGCCACAUCCCACCGGCCCUCAUGAGUGUAGUGACAUGGCUCGGCUACGUCAACAGCGCUCUCAACCCUGUCAUCUACACCGUCUUCAACACAGAGUUCAGGAACUUCUUCAAAAAGGUCCUGCAACGCUGCUGCUCCAAGAACGCUGGAUGAGGAUGCCACUGCUGCUGCCGCUGCUUCCGCUGCAUGGACGACUUUUCUGCUGCAGGAGACGCUGCUGUUUAUUUAGUGUCUUUGGUCUGUGUACGCUGCCAUUGUUUCCGUCCUCUGUGAGGUUU